AUGCCCGAAUAUUUGGAUGAUGCGGGGAUCAUCUUCUACAGCAUCCACGAACUAGAUAAGAGACAUCCUGGGUGGUCUGAGGAGAUCCGGAGCGGCGAGACGGCUGUAGGGGGUGAGACCUUGGGCUUAAAAGUUCGGUCUUCCAACCGUCACGCAGAUUCUCUCAAAUCGGUACGCGCCUGGCAUGGGAUAUCGAAGGCCAAGUUUUUCAUCAGCAUGAUGUGCCAAUCAGAAUGGGCGGACCGAAAGCGAAUGUUACUUCUCCUACCGUUACUCUUCAUCUUUCAUGGAUGUUUUCUCGGCGCCAUUCUACGCAGAGACUACGAACGCAAUGUGUCUUACGAACACUCACCCAAUCUCCAAAGCAAAGAUGUUGUCCCAAUCACUCUCUUCGACUCUGUCGACUUCAAAACUUUGGAGAACAUUUGGCUCUUGGUCCCGCCGGACACGAACGUCAGUAAAGAAAACCGAGCAAAUAUUAACAAUGAACAAGUCGACGACCUUGGUAAUCUACCAAGCCAACUGCCGUCAAAUCAACUGUGGUUAAAUCAACUGCGGUCGAGCGACGUAAGGAACCGGAGUCCACGCGCUGGCCAGAGCACGUACGCCAACAACCGCGUGCAUGCUGAUAGUGACUCAGAGCGUCUGUUCGGCGACAAUUUUGGUGCGGACAAUUUUGGUGCCGAAGGUCUCUUGUGGGUGCCCACCGCGUCAGACGGAGACACCAACGUCUUUGUGGAGGCGACUGGGGCUGACGGCACGAGGGUUGGACCUAGACUCAAUGAUGACUUGGGCAGCGCAGCGGAGGUGUUCGAACGACAAGCGGAAGUGGAAGUGUUCGAACGCCAAGAGGAAGUGUUCGAACGACAAGCGGAAGUGGUGAUGGAUGUCGAGAUGGGGGAGGCAAAGGGGUGUCCUUUGAACCCCAUUGACAAGUAUUUGAAGUAUGGACCUUCGUACAAUGGUACCAUUGACAUAAUCGAAGCGUUGGUUUUUUACAAGCCGACGUAUAAAGUAAUGCACCGUUUAAUCCAGUGUGUGCGAGACAAUCUGGAUACGUUCGCAACAGAGUUUGAGGUACCACCAUACGAGCCCAACAUUCAUGAAUGGUGGGUACCUGUACGACAUGUAACAUCUUGGAUGAACAAUGUUUACGAAAGUCCCAUAAUCCAACAGCCACCAAAUAUGUUUGACUUCGAAUCUGCCGGGGCACAGACAGGUGUCCAGGCCGCCGGGGUCCCAACGGACAUGUCUUCAGCCACGGGACAAACGACGACCACCAUUGGGGGACGAAAAUCAGCUGUUGACGAAAAGACGCCGCUGCGACGGAAGACUGUGCGACGGAAGACUCUGCGAUCAAGUGCUGCCUCGAAGAACGAUCUGUUACAAGAUGAUCUCGACUCAUCAGUACUUUCGGAAUCGAUCAUGUCAGACUUGGUGGUGUCAGAUGAUGACGUCGAUUGGGAUGCAUCAAAUUUUCGUCUAUUCACGGUUCCCUGGAUCACGACGGAGGUGAUAACGCUCUUUGAAAUGUUGGAUAGUGGUCUAAACGAUUGGUCAUGGGAUAAGGCGUGGUUCUGUCAAACGAAGAUGAACAGCGCCCUAAUGUUUUAUCUUUGCUUAGCCAACUCGUACCCCUACCGCAUUCAGUCGGUUCUCCGAUGUGCCGGCCUGCCACAGUUCCCGCUGUUGAUACCGAAGCUGCCUGUCGACGAUCCGCAUAAACCAUCAGUCGUCCAGUAUACUAUCCCGCAGAUAGAAAUUCCGACAACUGAGGCGACUCUGUCCCAGACGUGGGUGCCACCCGUGCCCGAGCUUGGGAACAAACACAGGUCCAAGCUUGCGUCGGAAGGCAUGUCCAAGCUUGCCUCAGAGCCGAUGGCUGGCUCAGAGCUGGAGAAGUACCUGAAGAUCAAAAGGACAAUGAACCGGCAGCGUCGUCGUGAGUACAUUACUAGCCUCAAAUCUAAGUCAAAGAUCGAAACAGCCCGAGCGGAUGAAACGGCAGCUGUUCGCCGUCUGUUUUUAGAGUAUGACGAGGACUGGCCGUUUUUUCGUGGACUGCGGAAUGUGACAGCAUUGUUCCAUCUGGAGUGGUUAUAUGAGGAAGUGAUGCGUGUGAUUGAUGGAGCUGUACGUGGUAUGUUCCACGGUGUAAGUUUGUUCUUCUUAAUAAUCAGUUGCGGUUUCCUUGGUAUGAUAAAUAUGAAUAAGUGGUAUAGCUUGGAACCAUUUGCCUACCAAUGUAUCAGGAACAACGUGUUAGGACCAAUGGUAUACUUUGUUUCAUUCUGUUGUCAAUCGUGGAUACUAGUGUUCUAUGCUGCCAUCUUUAUUACGGUUCCAUUUGUGUUGAUUGCAUCAAUACCGUUGGAAACGUAUUUUUGCGUUUUCGUUACAUCUAUCCUGUUCAUACAGGCAACAUCCGGAUAUCUGCUUAUCCUAGGACAGAUAUUACCUGCGCAAGGUGGCAUCAGAUUCGCAACAAUCUUUAUGGUUUGUUUUGUUGAACUAUCUGGCUUCUUCAUUCGAGAACGCAAUUACCCCCAUGGGUCCGCCUGGCUGACUAUCCUAUCCCCUUAUCGUUGGGGGUCUGAAGCUAUCUUCGCAUAUGCCUUUAAAGAAAAUGAUUACAGUAGUAUCACAGAAAUACCACAAACUAUCACUCUUGCUCUUGUCAAUAGCAAAGUACGCAACUUUUGGGUCUGCUGGAUCUACCUCAUUGUCACCUACUUCACUACUUUACUAAUAACCGCUUUCUGCUACAUAAUCAAACUAAGACAUAGGUCAACCAAAGAACUCAGACACAUCUUCAAAAAGAAUAAAAUCAAGAUCUAA
Molecule: messenger RNA, 2838 nt
Organism: Gregarina niphandrodes
Lineage: Eukaryota; Apicomplexa; Conoidasida; Eugregarinorida; Gregarinidae
Product: putative transmembrane protein
Exons: 1
Coding region: 1-2838 (945 amino acids)
Cellular component (GO): membrane
Molecular function (GO): ABC-type transporter activity
Source: RefSeq, a predicted model, not a curated record